Molecule: messenger RNA, 816 nt
Organism: Solanum pennellii
Lineage: Eukaryota; Viridiplantae; Streptophyta; Magnoliopsida; Solanales; Solanaceae
Product: stigma-specific STIG1-like protein 1
Exons: 1
Coding region: 67-531 (154 amino acids)
Source: RefSeq, a predicted model, not a curated record
UACCCCUCUAACAAAAAUAACUAAAUCUAUCGAGCACCUCAACGUACAUUUCACCUUCUCUAUAAGAUGAAGGUGAUGAAAAUCUUAAUAUCCCUCGCCGUCACUAUGGCGCUCGCCAUAACUAUCAUCACCACCAUCACCACCACCACUACUACUGAGAUUACGGGGUCCAAAAAAGCACCAAUUCCCACAUUGCCCCCGUUGAAGAAAAAAUUAGUAGCAAGUCGAUUUCUCGCGGAACAAGUGAAGCCGAAAAACCCUAGAGCGGCCGAUCACUGCCACAAGGAUAACGAAAUAUGUACCGCUCUUGAAAUUGGCGGCAAAAACACAACAUGUUGCAACAAUAAAUGUAUCAAUUUAUCGUAUGAUGAUCAUAAUUGCGGUGCGUGCAAGAAGAAAUGUCCGUUUACGGAGACUUGUUGUAGGGGUGAAUGUGUAAAUUUGUCUUUUGAUAAAAGGCAUUGUGGAUAUUGCAACAACAGGUGCAUGACUGGUGGAUAUUGUUUUUAUGGAAUUUGUGAUUACGCCUAAUAUAUAAGGUUUGGCAAUUUAAUGAUUUUUAUAAUUUAAAGUAUUAUUAUUGUUUAUGUUGAAAAUAAACAACCACAUUUGAGAUAUUUAGUGGUUGACAUCCCUCAAGAACAUCAUUUAUACAUUAAUAAUGAUUUAUCAUUCAAAUAUUGAUGUAAUAAUUUCAAGCAUAAGAGUGUGUAUACUCAUGAUAAUUGUUUGUUUUUGUUAACAAUUUUUUUGUGCAAUUUGAGUCAAUUUUGUGCAAUUUUCGAACAUGUAGUGUUGGUGUUAUAUUCUUUGUAA